GUCUCUUUUGUAAAUUUCUUAUAAUCAGAAGGGUAGCCGGUCCUCCAAGCUACUCACUUUUUCAUAAAGCCUCCGAGGUGAAGAACUCUCCGAUCUGCUACACAAAAUCCUCUUUCAAUUUCACCAAAUCAUCUUCUCCCCUUUCGAUGUCGAUUUUUGAGUACAAUGGAAGCGCCCUGGUGGCCAUGGUCGGAAAAAAUUGCUUUGCUAUCGCCAGUGAUAGGAGACUAGGGGUCCAGCUUCAAACUAUCGCAACUGAUUUCCAAAGAAUUUUCAAGAUCCAUGAUAAGCUCUUUCUGGGUCUCUCCGGUCUUGGCUCUGAUGCUCAAACACUUCAUCAGCGACUUGUGUUUCGCCACAAACUGUAUCAACUUCGGGAAGAAAGAGAUAUGAAGCCUGAAACUUUUGCUAGUCUUGUCUCUGCUGUUCUGUAUGAGAAAAGGUUUGGUCCUUAUUUCUGUCAACCUGUGAUUGCUGGAUUGGGAGAUGAUGACAAGCCAUUUAUUUGCACAAUGGACUCAAUUGGAGCAAAAGAGCUUGCAAAAGAUUUUGUGGUGGCUGGAACUGCUUCAGAGUCUCUUUAUGGUGCUUGUGAGUCAAUGUUCAAGCCUGACAUGGAACAUGAAGAGCUGUUUGAGACCAUCUCCCAAGCUCUUUUAUCAUCUGUAGACCGUGAUUGUUUGAGUGGUUGGGGAGGACAUGUGUACCUUGUUACACCAACUGAAGUGACUGAAAGGAUCUUGAAAGGAAGAAUGGAUUAGAGUUUUCUUUAUCAAAAAAAUCCUAUUUAGCCCUUGAACUUUUUGGAUUUCAAUUGUAUUUGGUGGCUUAUUUUAAAA
Messenger RNA from Lactuca sativa (garden lettuce), 839 nucleotides. Its product is annotated as proteasome subunit beta type-3-A. NCBI's taxonomy places the organism in Eukaryota, Viridiplantae, Streptophyta, Magnoliopsida, Asterales, Asteraceae. The record is from RefSeq and is a predicted model, not a curated record. Gene Ontology annotation, biological process: proteasome-mediated ubiquitin-dependent protein catabolic process. Gene Ontology annotation, cellular component: proteasome core complex; cytoplasm; proteasome core complex, beta-subunit complex.